Messenger RNA from Thunnus maccoyii (southern bluefin tuna), 2586 nucleotides. RefSeq names its product angiopoietin-like 5 (gene angptl5). NCBI's taxonomy places the organism in Eukaryota, Metazoa, Chordata, Actinopteri, Scombriformes, Scombridae. The coding region runs from base 1336 to 2493 and encodes 385 amino acids. The transcript has 8 exons. The record is from RefSeq and is a predicted model, not a curated record.
UCUCAUUUGUUUACGCCAUACAAAAAACAAAAUGUAAAAACUACAAAUUGUGGUUUUACGGGAUGUUAUGAUGUGCAACAAAUAAGAUAUAACAUAUUGAUUAAUGAGCUUCUCUUUGCUCCACUUGUUAUGCUAAGCUAAGCUAAGUUAGCAUACAAACAUGAGAGUGGCAACGAUCAAGAAAGUGAAGAAACGGAUUUUCCAAAAAGUCAAAAAGUUCCUUUAAAAAGUUGCAGCAACCUUUAUUGCAGAACUAUCAAACAUUUUUCAUGUAUCACACAAGAGGAGCUUUUGAUUAAUGGAUAUCACACACAGUCUUGUUCCCAUUAUCUAAGCUGGCAGAUAUAAUGUGUCAUUCACAUGCAUAGACUGCUUUACGAGAGCAUGUAACAUAGGACAGAUGUGGGGCCCCCGAGGCUGCGGCACCAGGCUUUUCACAUUCCUCUCACUGACCACGGCUGUAAACUCGCACAGGUUCGGAACAACAGCGAAUUUCUUUUCUUUGGCAUCAACUUUUCCGAGGAAACGACAGGCCAGCCGGCCGGCUCCAGCUGGACCCUGAUUGGAAUGUGCUGUUCCUCUCUAUCACUUUUCACUUUCCUCACCAGUUAAACUGCCCAGUUAACAGGAGUAAUUGGUCUGACCCUCUGGGAGGCUGUUUUCAGAUGUAUGAGUCAGUGGUCAGAGUGAGAGGGAGAAGAGAGGAUAUUGGAGGGGUGUAACGGGGGAGGGGGGAGAUAUGAGCAGAAGAAGGAGAGACACCCUGCCUUCAGCUGCAGCUCCCACGCAAAGAAACAAGCAUAGGGAAAGUGUUCCUACAUUAAAACAAGCUGUUCUGUUUCCCUCACACAUCUGUUUCUCAUGCUGGUGGCAGGAUAUAACCAGUAAAACAACAAUACCUGGUAAUAGACACAAUAAGGGGGAAGGUAAUCACUGCUUUACCACAAAGCUGGAAUCAGCAAACUCAGCUACUUGUCAGAAACAUAUCCAGACUUUUAUAACCAAAUCCUCUGUGUUAACCCAUUCACUAGUUUGACUCUCUUUUUAUAAGCAAUGUUGUCAUGGGUGGGAAUUUACAGGAAAAAGUGGGAGUGACUGAUGGAGGUGGAGGCAGUCAGAGUGAGAGAAAGUAAGGAGAAGGUGUAGUUUGACAACUGAGAGGAAGGAGCAGAUGCAGACAAGACUUUGUGAAGGAGAAGGGAUGUGAAGAGAAAAGAGCAGACUUUGUGGAAAAAUAAGUAUAAAUGCAGGAGUGGCUGCUGGUGACGGAGUGGAUAGAGUUCAGCCCCCUUGCUCCACGUGGAAAUAAUCACAGGAGCAAAAUUAGACUCAGACAUGAUGUGGACGACAGCUGUCCUCCUGAUGAUUUUACCUCAUCUGCUUUCCUCCACAACCACAGGAAUCAGCACUGGCUUUAACCAAUCAGAGAUAGCCAAUGAGGACUUCUCUGAGGCUCCUGUCAAAGGCCAGAAACCUCUUGGAGGGAGCAAACGUCGUGAAACAUGCACCAUCCCCUGCGACAUCACUGUGAAGCUGCUACGAGACGAGAAACAUUCAGUCUGUGGCCAGUUACAACAGUCUCUGUUGGCAUUUGGGCGCAGCACCCGCAAGUUAAUCAGGGAUGUGAUGGACGAGCAGCAGAGAGCACUGGACGUCCUCAGCUUUCAGGUAGCAGAGCUGAUGACCAAAGUGCAGACGCUCAGCUCCGAGGUUCAGAGAAGCAACACUGAGAUGUUCUCCAUCAAACCUGUGCAAUCCCAUGGACAAGACUGCAGCGACAUCAAGGACAGCCUCGUGUCAGUUGUUCCCAAGAUCCCCAGUGGCAUUUACAUCGUCCACCCAGAGAAUACUGACACUUCAUUUGAGGUAUUCUGUGAGAUGGAUUAUAUGGGAGGUGGAUGGACGGUGAUACAACGGAGGACAGAUGGACUAACAGACUUCAAACGACCUUGGGUUGAUUACGUUGACGGCUUUGGAAACCUUGCAGGAGAACACUGGUUGGGCCUGAAGAAGGUAUUUCAUAUGGUAAACCAGAAAGAUACUCGGUUCCAACUUCACAUUGCUCUAGUCUCCCAUGAUGACAUCACCUCUUAUGCAUCAUAUGAUGAUUUCCACCUGGACAGUGAAACACAGUUCUUCAGUAUACACCUGGGCAGAUACGCAGGCAGUGCAGGUGAUGCAUUUCGAGGAUACAACCAGGACCAGAACCAGGACACGGCUCCGUUCAGCGCCUCAGACGUAGACAACGAUGGCUGCAAUCCAUUCUGCUCCAUCGGCAACCGCACGGUGGAGAGCUGCAGCACUCAGUACAACAACACAGGAUGGUGGUUCAACCAGUGCGGUCUGGCAAACCUCAACGGCUCUCCAGAAGAUGUAGAGCAGAGCCCAGGGCAGAGGACACACAUCCUGUGGGACACCUGGAGACAGAACGGUGUUGCUCACACCAUCAAAUCUGUCACGAUGAAGAUCAGGAGGAUUGCGACCAAUAAUUGAUAGUGAGAAUGAUGUAGAGGAGAAGUUGUACUGUAUAAGUUGCUUUGCAUCUUUGUACCGACAAAAGUUUUAAUAAAAAAGGAAAGAAAUGUU